AUCGCCACAGCCGGGAGUCCCUCAAAUUUUUUGGUUGAACUCUCGUUUCGCCGCCCAAGAAAUUGCCGAUUUUGUUGGCAAGGUUGCAUUGUUGCUUGUUCGUUGCUAAUCGCCGACAUAAACCCGCGGUAGUGGAGGCAUGGCUAAUCGCCGACAUACCAAGGAAGGAGGAGAUGAUCGGCAAGAGGAGGGAGAGGGCGUCGUCGUCCUCAAGAAGGACGUGCUGGACUGCCCCGUCUGCUCCACCCCCCUCAGCCCUCCCAUCUUCCAGUGCAAACUAGGGCACUUGGUCUGCUCGCCCUGCCGCGACAAGCUCCCGGGGAAGAAGAAGGCCUGCAGCGUGUGCUCUAAGGCCGUCUCCAGACGAUGCCAUGCGAUGGAGCGCGUCGUCGAAUCCAUCGUCGUGCCGUGCUCCAACGCCGCGCACGGCUGCACCGCCAUGAUGGCCGGCGGCGAGAAGGCGGAGCACGAGGAGGCGUGCCCGCACGCGCCAUGCUUCUGCCCGGAGCAAGGCUGCGGCUUCGCUGGCACGACGGAGGCGCUCCUGAACCACUUCGACGCCGAGCACGAGUGGCCGGUCACGGCGUUCAAAUACGCCCAGCCGUUCGACGUGCCCGUGAAGGCCGGCAUGCACGUCCUCCACGGCAGCGAAGAAUACGAAGAAGACGAAGAUGAUGACAGCGACCUCUUCCUGCUCCACGUGGGGCCCCCGGACACCACAAUGCGCGUGGUGUCACUGGUCCGCGUCCAGGCACACGCGCCGGAGUACGAUAUCGGGUGCUCCGCGAGCUUCUCCUGGUUCAGGGGCCAGACCCAGGUCGCGACGCUGGACACGAUCCAAAUCUCAUCGCUCUCUAGCGGGGUGCCCGACUGCCGCUUCUGCAUCGUACCCGAGGCUCCACCCAUGGGCGACGGGCUUGCCUUCCUCAGUGUCACCAUCGAUGUGGAUGUCGAGGAUGACGACGAGCAGGAGGAAGCGGAUGACGAGGAGGAUGAGAGCGAAUGGAUGCGCAGGAUGGCCUGGGUAGAGGUACCUGCCAACGGUGAUGACGAGGAUGAUAAGGCGGAUGAUCACAAUGAUGAUUGACGAACUCUCGCAUUUGGAGCUCGUUAACUAGUCGUUCAAGGAUGUAUUGAGACUUCAUACAUACAAUCUGGGCUUUUAGCACAUUGCAUUUGAUUUUUUCCUUGAA
Messenger RNA from Triticum aestivum (bread wheat), 1193 nucleotides. RefSeq names its product E3 ubiquitin-protein ligase SINA-like 2. Gene Ontology annotation, molecular function: zinc ion binding. The record is from RefSeq and is a predicted model, not a curated record. NCBI's taxonomy places the organism in Eukaryota, Viridiplantae, Streptophyta, Magnoliopsida, Poales, Poaceae. The transcript has 2 exons. Bases 140 to 1087 code for a protein of 315 amino acids.